This is a messenger RNA of Vicia faba (fava bean), 714 nucleotides long. Lineage: Eukaryota; Viridiplantae; Streptophyta; Magnoliopsida; Fabales; Fabaceae. The record is from the annotation of a GenBank genome assembly.
AUGGAGGAAAGAGAGAAUAUUCUUCAUGAAGGUGUUGAAACUAGUAUGAGUUGUUUGGAGACAUCAACUUUGAGUUCAAGGAAGAAAAACAAGAAGGUGGAGAAUAAAAGAAGGUUUAGUGAUGAACAGAUAAGGUCACUAGAAUGUAUAUUUGAGUCAGAAUCAAAGCUGGAGCCAAGGAAGAAGAUGCAACUUGCAAGAGAUCUUGGUUUGCAGCCUAGACAAGUUGCUAUAUGGUUUCAAAACAGAAGAGCUAGGUGGAAAUCAAAGAGGAUUGAACAAGAAUAUAGAAAACUUAAAGUUGAGUAUGAUAAUUUAGCUUUGAAGUUUCAGUCUCUUAAGGAAGAGAAAGAGUCUUUGCAAUCAGAGGUUCAGAAGCUAAGUUAUAUGGUGGAAACAUAUCAUGAUGGUGGAAGGGAAGGUAAGGAAAACAGCACAGAAGAUGGUGGAUCAGGAAAUGGAUAUAGAAAUUGUAUGGCUGAAACAAAGGAAAGGAUUGCGAAUGAGGGAUUGGAGGAGAGAAUGGUAAUUUAUUCAGAUGAUCAAAAUGAAAGAAGCUUAACAAGGACUGAAAAAGUUGAUGACAGAGAAAAUCAGGUUUUGAGAAAUGAAGAAAUUCCUUUGACAGCACUUGAAAAAUGGUACAAUGUUGAUCCAAGUGUUAUCUUAGACCAGUCAUGUAAUAGUUCUCAAUGGUUGGAUUUUUGGCCUUAG